UUAUAAGUUUCUCAUUACUUCUCACUUGCAGGAAAGAGAGAAAAAAUGGCUUCGUUUUGUAGAUCAGCUGCGAGGUCAGGGAUGAGAUCCAUGGCUGCGUCACGGAACCAAAACCUAAAUUCAAAACCUUUCUCUUCUCCGUUCCCUCUUCCAACAACAAGCUCUCUUCCUCGCACUUCUAGAUUUGCAGUGGCCCUGGCAAGUGUGGAAUCAAUGAUGCCUCUUCACAGUGCAAUUGCUAAUUCUCGUCUCAAAUCAAGUAUUGCUGUUGACUCUAGUUGCUGGAGUUGGAUGUCCCAAGGUACUCCCACCUAUCUUUAUCUUUCUCUGUAA
This is a messenger RNA of Papaver somniferum (opium poppy), 333 nucleotides long. RefSeq lists its product as uncharacterized. The record is from RefSeq and is a predicted model, not a curated record. The transcript is spliced from 2 exons. The coding region runs from base 46 to 333 and encodes 95 amino acids. NCBI's taxonomy places the organism in Eukaryota, Viridiplantae, Streptophyta, Magnoliopsida, Ranunculales, Papaveraceae.